AUGUCCGAACUCCGCGCCAAGCAAACACGAAAUUUGAUGACAUCAUUCAACGUAAUCUACGCAUUCAUGGAGCAUUAUGAAGACACCAGGCAUUGCAGUGAGCUGGCUUCGCGGUUGGAGAAGUUAGAGCCACUGUGGGAGAAGAUAGACGAAGCUAUGACGGAGACGGAAUUAGCCGACAGUGAGGAAGGAGCGGCAGGAGAGAGGUACGUUAAGGAACGAGUGGACUUCCAGAAUAAAUUCUUUAUCCUUAAGGGAUUCUUGGUCUCUAAAAUUCGGGAUAGCCCCGAGCAUAACUGUGCCCUGCAAACAUCUCAGGUUUUGGAGUCCACUUUUGCACCCCCGCACCCGCAUGUUAAGCUGCCUUUGAUUAGUCUUCCCAAGUUUUCUGGCAACGUGCAGGAGUGGUUGUCUUUUCGCGAUUUGUUCAUCUCAUUGAUACAUUUCUCGACGGACUUGCCGGACAUCGAAAAAUUCCACUAUCUUAGAAGUCAGUUGGAAGGGGAGGCGUUAGCAGUAAUAGCGUCAUUACCACUUACGCAGACUAACUACACUGUGGCUUGGGAAUUACUGGUCAAACGGUACUCGAACAGUAAGUGUCUUAAGAAGAAGCAGGUACAAAAUCUAUUCGAUUGUGCAGUCAUGCGGAAAGAAUCAGCAGUGGAACUGCACAAAUUGGUUGAAGGUUUCGAGAAAGCUACCAAGGUCCUAGAUCAGGUGGUGCAGCCAGGCGAUUACAAGGAUCUACUGCUGAUUCAUCUGAUGUGUUCAAGGCUGGAUGAUAAAACGCGGCGAAGCUGGGAAGAACAUGCGUCGACUUUGGAGGAGGAAGGCUUCAAGGAUUUGAUGGAGUUUUUGCUUCGACGCAUCAGGGUGUUGGAUUCUUUACCAAGUAGGCAAUCAGAUACCCAACCCCCAAUGGUUAAAAAGGCUUAUUCAUCUAAGGUCGCUAGCCAUGGAGCAGUCCAAUCGACUCAAUCCAAAUGUUUCUCUUGUUCCGACACGCAUCCACUUUUCACGUGUCCAGUUUUCGGUAAAUUGGCCGUCAUCGAAAGGGAAAAACUGCUGCGGCAACAUUCGUUGUGUAUGAACUGUUUCCGGAAAGGGCAUCAGGCGAAGGAAUGUUCAUCCAAGUUUUCGUGUCGACGAUGUAAGGAACGGCACCAUACCUUGGUUUGCUACAAGGAGGAGAAACCCAAUAUUCAGCACACAAAUGGGACUGAAAAUCAAUCCAAAGAGGGAAGGGGUCAUAACUCCACUGAAAGGGUAUCUACAGCUAAUGCCGCGGAAGUCACAUCGGUUAGCAGUAAUAUCGGGCGGUCGGGAUCGAAGGUACUUCUAGCUACAGCGAUAGUUCGCGUGGUUGACGAUUAUGGGCACGAGUUUCCUGCGAGAGCACUCUUGGAUUCCGGAUCAGAGUGCAAUAUUAUCUCCACCCAACUUUCGCAGAAACUGCGUGUCAAGAGAACUAGGGCAGAUAUACAAAUAACAGGUAUUGGGCAGGUUCCAACGAAGACCAGGGAGAAAGUCCGAGCAACAGUCAAGUCUAGGUUAACAGACUAUUCCGAGACCUUGGAGUUUUAUGUACUGACUAAAGUGACCGAAGAUUUGCCCACAUCAACCAUCACUGUGAACAACUUGGAGUUACCUGCUGGAAUUCAGUUAGCAGACCCGGAGUUUUUUAAAACUCACACCAUCGAUUUGCUUCUUGGUGGAGAGUUCUUUUUCGAUUUCUUCCCGACGAAACAACGAAUUGCCCUUGGUGAACAUAUGCCUUCACUCGUUGAUUCGGUAUUCGGAUGGUUGAUGACUGGUCGUUGUGGUUUGAGUCAAGGUGGGGCAUUAACGGUUUGUCAGCAUACGGCAGUUUCAGAGGCGAUCGAGGAUCUCAUGAACAAAUUUUGGGAGUGUGAGGAGGGGCAUCUUUGCUCGAACUAUUCGGUUGAGGAAACCAGGUGCGAAGAAUAUUUCUCUAAGACAGUAAAGCGAAAGGAGGACGGUCGAUAUUUGCUUGGUUUACCAAAAUCUCAGGAUGGCUUGGCUAAACUGGGUGAGUCAAGAUCUACUGCUUUCCGACGUCCGAUGCUGCUCGAACGGCGACUGGCACGAGAUGCGGCGCUAAAGAAAGAGUACCAUACGUUUAUCUCCGAUUACAAGGAUCGUGGACAUUUAAGGAAGGUUGCUGAAGAACAUCCUGGGGCUAUUACUAGCUAUUACUAA
Topomyia yanbarensis is the source of this 2220-nucleotide messenger RNA. RefSeq lists its product as uncharacterized. The coding region runs from base 1 to 2220 and encodes 739 amino acids. The transcript has a single exon. Gene Ontology annotation, molecular function: nucleic acid binding; zinc ion binding. The record is from RefSeq and is a predicted model, not a curated record. NCBI's taxonomy places the organism in Eukaryota, Metazoa, Arthropoda, Insecta, Diptera, Culicidae.